Messenger RNA from Oryzias latipes (Japanese medaka), 2831 nucleotides. The record is from RefSeq and is a predicted model, not a curated record. Lineage: Eukaryota; Metazoa; Chordata; Actinopteri; Beloniformes; Adrianichthyidae.
GAUCCUAGUUGCGUCUAAUCGGAUUAGGUGGCUCUGGGUUAACAGACUAGUUUCUCUCUCCGCCCUUCAUGGGAAUGUGCGCGCAGAGCUGCUUUUACUUUCUGCUUCAGAACUCGUUAAAGUUUCCUGUUUGGUUCGCAGACAUUGAACAACUUAAGGAAGGAGAUUUCGUUUUCAGAACGCGCCACUGCAACUUCAGAGGAGCUUCAUGGCUGCAUGGACACAAACUCAACUCCAGAGAUGACGGUCACGGACGGUAAGACUUUUGCGCGCAACAGUUCAACUUCUGAAACCUUCUGACGGCCACCAAGACUGUGUUUCAGUGUUUUGCUGUCUUCUCUAAGCAAUGUGAGGGAAUUUUGUUUGUUUUGAUUUUUUUUAGGUGAUAGUUAAUCACAUGCUUGCGCCAAACACUCUCCCCCGGGCCGAGGACAGUGCCCUAGGUUUGGGGGUUAGAUGGUGCUGAUCACGGACGAAAGGGAUGGAGGAGGCGCCUCAUCGGUCCGCGUCAAACAGCUCCAGCAGCAGAGAAAAGCCGGAGGAAACACCGGACAAAACACCGGACAAAUCCAUCCAACCAUAAUCGAGGAGCCUGUAACCUCCACUUCCGAGGAGAACUACCUGAGCGCGUACGAGGAGGAGGAUGAAGACAGCGAGGAGGACAGCGAUGAAUUCGAAGAAGUUGACUUCGAGGACUUGGAUGACUGUCGGACCAUCGCUUCGGAUGACUCCUUCUACCCUCCGGAUGAUGCGUUCGCGGACUCCGAGCGCAGUCCGUCUCCGGAGAGCCCAGAGCUGCUGUCCCUGUUCAGGGCGUGCUGCACAAACAAUGCGGCGAUCGUCCGGAUAAUGAUACGGCACGGUGUGACCAAGGAGGAGGUUAAGGAAACAGACGGGAAUAACAGGACAGGGCUUUUGAUAGCGUGCUACCAUGGUUUUGUGGACGUUGUCAUAGCUCUAUCUCAGUGUCCAUAUCUGGAUGUCAACUGGCAGGACAGUGAGGGAAACACCGCCCUGAUCACCGCCGCACAAGCAGGCCACAUAACGAUCACCAACUAUCUGCUCAACUACUACUCUGGGUUGGACAUUGAAAGAAGAAACUGCCAUGGCUUCACCCCUCUGAUGAAAGCUGCCAUGCAGGGCAGGAUGGAAUGUGUGCGUGCGCUGAUGCUGGCAGGGGCUUCUUUGGAUGCAAGGGAUCAUGGUCGCAAUUUGACUGCUAGAGAAUGGGCUCUGUUCACGGGACGUUAUGAAACGGCUUGGAUGAUGAUACGCCUGAUGGAGCGCCCUUGCCCAUACCAGUUCUGCGACACGUACAGUUUAGAGUGGCCUCCACUGGCUUCUCUUGCCGUCAAAGCUCAGGAGCCCCGUGGCUGCCUAAAACGCCUGUCAGAUACGGUGCGGAACAUCUUUAACAUCGCAAAUGUCACCAAUCCAGAGGAUGAGGGUGUGAUUGACCACAUGGUGUCUGUUACAACUGCCAUCAGGAGCCCUUUUAUUGCAGUAGCAUGUCACACUGUGUGUCCUGACAGUCCUCCCAGUGUGGGCAAACGUCGCUAUGCAGUUCCAGAGAUUCUUCGGCAGCAGCGGGCCAAAGAGCUGCGCUCCACCAACCCAGAAAGAGUGGACAGCCACCUCAAACACUUCCAAAACUCGCGGGUCACUCUGGUCGCCAAAAGUGCAGAAGACCGCCGAGCCAGCCUUCAAGUUCAGAGAUUGGUGCCUCGACAUAGGAGUUCCAGUGUUGGAAGAGUAGUGUAUAACCAAGCCCUAGAGCUCAGGAGAACCAGCCUGUUACCCAUGCACAUGGUGCUGAGGAGGAGUAGCGUCAGACCGGGCUUCAGCAUCCCCAAAGUAAGGGUGAGCAAGGCUCCCACACUCAUGACUGAACCUGUAAACAUACGAAGAAAGAGCAGCGCCAGAGAAGGAGGGGUGGAUCUACUACAAAUCCCCAAGUGGCGGUACAAGGAGCUGAAAGAGGAAAGACGGAAAGCAGAGGAAGCUGAGAGGAGGAGGCUGGAGUCUGUGACCAGAAGACACAUUGCAGCCGGAAAUAGGAAAUAGUCCAAUUGUCUCAGGGAACUUUUUGUCUUUUAAUCCACAAAAUGACAAAACAUUGACAAGCCAUAAAGCCAGAGUGGAUUGACUGUUCGCUAUGGAUUCUGUGCUCAGGAUACAUCUUGAAUUACCCACAGUGUUCCUAUGCGAGGACACAAUGUGUGGUAGGCGGUGAGAACCAUUUCUGAGUGACUCCCAUUACUUCUACAGCAUUAGUGCUCGCUGCUCAGCACCCUUUGUAAUGUCAAACAGUGAAUACAAAAAUGAUUUGAUACUUGAAAUGUUCUAGCUAUAUUAUUUUUUAAUAUUUAUUGCUUUUUAACACGUGGCGGGAAAUGCAUUUUAUUGGGGAGCACCAGACCGGAAAGCUUACUCUCACAGAAAACGUUUUUUCAUAUUUUCCUUUACUGUGAACAUUUUAGGUAAUCAAAUUUAAAAUCUCAUUGGCUAAAAAUACCAAAUAUAUGCGUACUGACAUUUACCAUUAAUUGAUUUUAUUAUGCUUUUUGUCUAGAAAUUGAAUUGGAAAUGCCUGAAUGUAUUUUAUUUAUAGAAAUUUAAAUGCUUUUUACUUUUUUUUUUAAACUAAAUGUAGUUUUAUGUCUAAAUAUGACAAAUAUGCUUCCAACAAAUGUUUACAUUCCAAAAAAAUAAUAUAAUGCUCCAAAUGAUAGAAACUAACAGUUAUGCAAUGAUGUAUGAGUUUAAUUCACGAAUGAAUGAAAUAACACGUUUGUGUUUCAAGCAAUAAAAUCUUCAAAUUAACAAAAAAA